This is a messenger RNA of Cryptotermes secundus, 2123 nucleotides long. Its product is annotated as protein takeout. NCBI's taxonomy places the organism in Eukaryota, Metazoa, Arthropoda, Insecta, Blattodea, Kalotermitidae. The coding region runs from base 62 to 796 and encodes 244 amino acids. The record is from RefSeq and is a predicted model, not a curated record. The transcript has 6 exons.
CAUCGCUAUAUAGUCCGGGCGCGAAGCGGUCCCCGCUUUAGACAGACCAAGAGAAGUCAGAAUGGAAAGGACUCACAGAAUCUUCGUGCUGUGUCUUGUGGUCUUCGGGUGUGCAGCUCUCCAACUGCCGGACUACAUGAAGCCAUGCUCCAGAAGCGAUCCGAACUUCAACGCAUGCGCCCUUCAGCAAGGCCGGGAGGCGAUGUCACGCAUGGUCCAAGGAGACGACAAGUACGGCGUGCCUGUGCUGGACCCGUUGCUGAUCCGGAAGUUAACCACGACCUACAACGGAUUCACAGCGACCACCAGGAACUCCACCGUUGUCGGGGUGAAGGGCGUCGUGAUAGAAGACAUCAGCUUUGACUUCGACAAGCAGCUCGUCAGGGUGGCCUUUAUGUUCCCAACUCUCCAAUUCAACGGGCUGUACGAAAUGUCCGGCAAACUGGCGGGUCUGCCCAUAAGUGGGAAAGGCGAUUAUGAUCUCUUCUUGAGUGGCCUCAGCGGUAACUACUCCACUAACUACACACUGGCCCGGCUGCGGGACGGCCAGCUCCACGCCAUGCCGCAAAGUUACGCCGUCGACUUCGACAUACGCGGAUUGAAGGUCCAUUUCGGAAACCUGUUCAAGGGCAACAGGUUGCUAGGCAAUAGCAUCAAUGACUUCAUAAACGAAAACUGGCGCCUGGUCGUGGAGGAACUUGGCAAACCUGUGCUCACAUCCUUGGGGAGUAUUGUACACGAGGUCCUUCUGAACCUGGCCGAGAAAAUACCUUACGAUGAACUGUUUGCUGCGUGACACGUGCGCUACGCAUGCGCAACCCUAAGGCUGAGACUACAAUGUUGUUACGGAAUCCGACAAUAUCCACACUUUCCCUUCAGUGUUCUGCAGAGGGUCAAAUAGUGAACAAACAAGCAUUUGUUUCUAUGCGAGGCCUGAUGCUCCGCUGCCGGUGACUAUGAACAGUGUUACCUUCCGCCGUGUGGUCUGGUAGACCUUGCUGAUGCUUCUCUGGCUUACACUUCAGACCUCUGAAACGGAGGUACCAGACUACACGGAGUAACAAUCUUAUUCGCUUACAGUUCGUGGAUCCGGCUGGAAUUUGCUUUCCGAUUUCUUAAAAUAUAAUUUAUUCCAAUGUUUACACCAGAUUCAUUUCCCUGCGCGUAAGACAUUCCUCACCAUGUACCCGUGUUGGUACACCUGCUUACAUAACAUUUGCAUAUCGCUAGGUUAGCCGUCGUCACAAUAAAGUGACUAUAAUCAGUCAGCAUUUUGCAACUGAAUAUUUAUUUCCUGCUACAUGUUUCGGUUUCACAGAACCAUCAUCGGGCAGUGACACAAGGAUACAUCUAGGGUCAUUGAAUUGCUAAUAUGAAUCCAUAUUGGUGCAAAGUAUGGUACAGAAUUGUUGCCUCAAAUUAAAUAUAAGUAUUGAAAUUAAAUUAUAAAAAUAUCAAGGAUAUAUUAAAGAUAUAUUACACAAGUAUGCUGACUUUGUAUUAUAGGUAUAGAAGGUACUGAAAAAUAUAUUAAAAUUAUUAAAAAUGUGUAUGAAGAGUUUCAAAGUUGCAGUGCUACGGCUCCGUGUUGUUAAGUGUCACAGUGUCCAAGGGUCUGAUGUAUAAGUGUAUAACAUUUUCCGAGCAUUCCGAAUGUCUGCCUGUAAGUGAGUUCCAGAAUUGUGUUCUAAGGUCCCCACUAUGCAGGUGAGAGACGACGGUUGCCGCGUCGCGACGCACAGAGACGCUAGUUAGGCUCUCAGCGAUAAUGGUUUCCACGGAGAGGAUCACACGUGCAAGAAUGGGCGCUUAGUAGCUAGACGUGGAGAUAACCCUACCCAAUUCCACUUGUCCCUUAAUUGAGGCAUUGAAAGAAGCUUUGUCGAUAAACUUCUGCCCGCCAAACAUAAUGCCGGACAGGCUACCAGUAUUGGGCGCGGCCGUGAACCUUUUCCAAUAUUGGAGGCUUGGGGUCUAUGACCUCGAGCUGCCUGGAUGCAACGAAAGGAGACUCGAUGGAGAGAAGUGAGUUGCGGUUACAGCUGAACACAACCGCCUCUGUGGUCCAGUGGUCAGAGUUCCUGGCUACGGAUCCAGAGAUACGGGUUCCAUUCCCGGCGCUA